Molecule: messenger RNA, 4936 nt
Organism: Parus major (Great Tit)
Lineage: Eukaryota; Metazoa; Chordata; Aves; Passeriformes; Paridae
Gene: RGSL1
Product: regulator of G protein signaling like 1
Exons: 19
Coding region: 1-3771 (1256 amino acids)
Source: RefSeq, a predicted model, not a curated record
AUGAUGACUCCUGCAUCCAUCGCCUCCACGGACGUGGGGCUGCUGCUGCAAGAUGAUGUUUUUGUGGACUUUUUCAACACCUUUCUGAACCUUCCCGUUUUUGGCCAGACACCUCUUUACAUCAGUGGCACGGGCCAGUGGUACCUGUGGCCAGAGCUCCCGAGCCACCUGGAUCCCAGCCCCGAGGCUUUACUGGCUUGGCUGGAAAAGCACAGGCUGCCUCACUUCUGCAAAUCCAGCCUGUGCCUCCACCUCGUCCUCUGCCAGAAGCUGCUGGCUUUCAUUCGCUCGGGGGAAGCAGCAGAGCUCCUGAACUGGCACGGUGCUGACCAGUGGCUGCUGGAGAGGUGCAUCAGUGGGAGCCACGGCAUGCGGCACUUCCUCACCUUCAUCCGAGGAACUGCAGGGGAAGAGCUGAUCGACUUCUGGCUCAUCACUGAAAGGCUUCUGGGUCUGGAUGAGUCAGAUGGGAGUCAGAGGGACCUGUUCUUGUCCCUGCUUCAGAGGCUGAGAGCCACUCACCUGCGCGAGGGCUCCAGCGUCGUCACCCUCUGCACCACCAUCCUUGGAUCUCUGCCGAAAGCCAGGCACAUCCAGGCCCUCAGCACCAGGAGGGAGAUCCUAAGCAAGAUGCAGGAGCAGGCCCUUUCUAUGAUCCAGAGUUACUGGCUCCCUAAAUUCUUUGUGCACUGCAAGAUGGGAAUGGAGGAAGAGGAAUCGUGCCAGCCUUUGCUCCAGGAAUAUCAGGAACGUUUAGCACAGACCUGCUGGCAGGAGCCCCCAGGCCUUUCAGAGCCCCUCCACACCAUGCACAUCAAAAGGAGCCAGGGCGUGUCAGGGCCCUACUGCAGCCAAAAAGGCAAAUUAGAGAUCUGGGCUCUGGUCAAGGAGGGGAGAGACAGCCAAGAAUUGAAAAUGGACACUUUUUGGGUGAAACCAGAGAAGCAGCCAGGGCCAGCUGGGAGCACUGAGGGAUUGUGUCCGGAUGAGGAUGCUUUGGGAUCGAUUCCCCAGCAGUCAGAGCAUCCUGCCUUUGGAGGCAGAGGGGGAGGAACAUUUCCUGGAAAACCUCAGUCCAGUGCAGAGCAGGAUCUAGAAGACCUCUGUAAGGAGAAAGUCCUCUCUGACUUGCCUCCCUCUGCCCGGCUGCCAUCCCUGAAAAAGCCAGUCAAUACCUUGGAUUUCCUUCCCUGGGCCCUGAGUGCCGAGGUCUGUGCGGGACGACCCUUCAGAGACUUCCUGCAGCACCAGAACAGGCCCGUGGAGACUCAUCUCCUGGACCUGUGGCACGACCUGGAGGAGUUUCUGCCCGUGGUGCUGGACUCCAACAGAGAAAACAGCUUCUUCCUGCGCCAUUUGAUUGGGGAAAAGAUCUGCAAGACCUACCUGGAGGAGAGCAGCAGUGAGAAGCUUCCCUUGGAGACCAGGACUCUCAUGAGUCUGUGGGACUAUCUGAUAUGUGGAGAAUUCUCCCCCUGGAUAUUCAGAGCCCAGAAGGAGAUUUGCAAGGUGCUCUGCAGCCUCUACGAGGAAUUUCUGGCCGUCGAUGACAGGAUGUUCCUCCAGUUUAUGGCUCCAGGGAUGGACGUCCCCAAGGCCGAGGUGCCAGGCCGUGCUGCUGGCACAGAAAAACAUCUCCACCUGUCCCAGAGGAUGAACCAGUCCCUAAAGCUGAGCCAGGCCUUGCAUGGCACCAGGAGCUUGGAGGAGAUCUCCUCCAGGCACUGGCAAUUGCUUGCUGCUCGGGACCUCCAGAGAGGGGGCUCCAUCCAGGCAGAGCUGGAGCUGCUCCUGGGCAGUGAUGAAUUACAGAGGAUUAUGGCAGAUGUGCAGGAUGUGGGUAGCCCAAGCAAGGAAGAGGAGCUUCUGCAGCUCCUGAAUACAGCAUUUGCUGUUGCAUCUGAGAGGAUUGCUAGAGAGAAUGCUGAAGCUGCUGCAAGGAAGAAGGCAUCUAGAAAACGCAGGUUUGAGGAGGAUGACGAGGAGGAUGAGGAAGAGGAGGAAGGCAUCCAUCAGAAGAAGAAGAAGAAAGAAGACAAGGGAUGUCACCUGAAUGGGGUGAGGGGGUCAGACUUGGGAGAGCUGCAGAAAGUCAGCAGGGAAAGGCUCCCUCCUACAGGCUCUGGAGUCCUGGUUGAGCGAUUCACACCAUCCCCUGGGGCCACCAGGGAAACUGAGGAAUACUGGAAAGCAAAGAUGAUGGCUGGGUCACAAAUCCCACUGCCAGGGCUGCUCCAGCUCACGGUGGUGGGUCCAAACAGGAGGGCUCAGCUCCCUGGCUAUGCCACCUGUGCCGUGUCUCUGCAGGGAUGGGCCUGGGAUGCCAUCCGGGAGCUUGUCGGGAGCUUCUGCAAGUUCCAGAGGGAGAUGAAAAAUCAAGAACGCCGUGCAGAAUUUGAGGAGUUUCUCCGUCAGGAGCGAAGAAACGAGAGGGAAAACUUGCCCAUCAAGGAGAAGAAGAAGAAGAGCAAAAGUCCUGCUAAGAGCUCCCGCUCCCGCAAGGGCAAAGCCCAGCCACAGAAGGUGACGCUGGUAAAGCGCCGCAUUUUGGACAAACAGCUCAUCGUCAUCAGCUUCCUCGUCGAUGACCUCCGCUUUUACCUGGAGAUGGACAAGUUUUCCAGGUUGGCUGACUCCAUAGGAGCUGUGGCACUCCACAAGAUGCGGUCAGAAAGGCACGUCGCCUUUCUCAGAAAGAAACGUGAAAUCAUCAGCAGACUUUUCCUGAACUCUGAUCUCCCCCCCAAGCUGCGGGUCAACAUCUCUGAGAAAGAGAGGGAUUUAAUCUGCCGUCCAUCUUCCAAGGGGCCACUGACCCGGGCUAUCUACCACAACGCCAAGGUCACCCUCUUCCCCAUCCUGAUGUACUUCUGGAGAAGGUUCUGCAUCUGGAAGGUGAUGAGGAGCUUUCGGGCCUACCAGGGGGACAAGAGCCCUGAGACCAAUGAGGAGGACGGGAGCUUUCAGCUCACCAAGGGGGACAAGAGCUUUUUGGGCCUCAAGGAGGAGAAGAGAUCACAGGAACCCAAGGGAGACAAGAGUUCCUGGGGCCAAAAGGAGGAGAGGAGAUCUCAGGAACCCAAGGGAGACAAGAGCUCCUGGGGCCAAAAGGAGGAGAGGAGAUCUCAGGAGCCCAGGAGGGACAAGAGUUCCUGGAGCCAAAAGGAGGAGAGGAGAUCUCAGGAGCCCAAGAGGGACAAGAGCUCCUGGGGCCAAAAGGAGGAGAGGAGAUCUCAGGCACCCAAGAGGGACAAGAGCUCCUGGGGCCAAAAGGAGGGCAGAGUUCCAACCUCUGCACCUCCUGGAAAAACCCCCUCCAAAGCACCCAAGAUCCCCGGUCCCAAGAAGCUGGUGGCCAUUCCCUCUGCUACACGUUAUGCUCCAGGUAGAAGGGCUGUCCUCAUCUUCACGCUGUCAGGCGGCCUCGAGCUCCUGCUGCCACGGCCCGAGAUGAAAAAGGAGCCUUCAGAGGAGGAAAAAGGUGAGCCAGUGCUGAAAGGGGCCCUCCUGCUCCUGAGGGCUGUGGGGAUGGGAGCUGCAGGAGGAUGGAGAGCUCCCUGCAGCACCCGUGGUGGAAGUUUGUGCUGUUGUUGCCCUCAGAUGCAGGUCCCAGUGAGGAGAAGAGGCCCUCGCUCAGCGAGUCUGCCCCACAGGGCGGGAACGAAGUGGAGCUCAGCCCUCCCAAAACAGCACCCACAGAGGUGGGAUCUGAGGAAGUUGAGCAGCCUGGACACAGGGAAUCAUCUGAAGUUUGUCAGCAAUAAGACCUAAAAAUAAAAGCAACUCACAGCAUCCUCCAGCUUACCUGGUGGCAGCACAUAACAGCUCACAGCUCUGCAGGGACUUGCUGUGACAUGUAUUUCCAGCUGAAACACCACACAAAUCUCACUCCUCACGUGGAUCUGCAGACUGUACCUCAGCUCCUCACCUUUCCACACAAAUUAAACACUUCCUGUGGCUGAGAGAGCCCAUUUGGUUCCCUCACUCAGCUGGCUGCUGAGAAAAUGCCUGUUUUCACAAAGCCUUUCUGAUUUUCCCACCAAAAUCAGCUCAUGCCUUACUGGGGCUUCAGCAUGCUUCUUUUUUUGGUGAAGUUUUGGGGUUUUGUUGGUUUUUUUUUUAAGCCAAUGUGUGUUUACAAAACACUAACCAAAUCAUAGCAAGGGCCUUAAUUUUCCCCAGGUGAAACUGAGUCAAAGUGACUUUGCCAAGUGACCAGGAAGCUGCAGAAAUCACAAAUAUUCUUUGGACCUCGUGAAGAAAAAAACCACAACCUUUAUCAGUUUGUCAGAGGCAAGCUCUCAGCUUUGUCAUUUUGAGCUGUUUUUAAUCCCAGAUCCUAAAAGAAUGCAACCUGGGAAUAACACCAGCUACAUUUGAAGGCAUAUUUCCUAUUUAUCAGUUAUGAUUAUCAACACUUUGCCUCUGGAGGAUCAAAAAAAAACCAAAAAAAAAUCAAAAAACCCAAGAACAUUUUUUUAACUGAAGGGCUUGGGAAGCUGAAAUGAAAUGUGACCAACUCUCAGAGCUGCUUUUAUGCUGGAAGUUUAUUUUGCCCCAAAAGCUUUCAGCCUCGAAAUCUUGCCGUGUUUUUGUCAGCUUUUCACUAACACUCCUGAACCCACCUGAGCCCAGGCCCUCUAAGGCCUCACAGAUGUGCCUGAAGCUCAGCACAGUGAAACCACAGCUAAGUAAAGCCUUCACUGCACUGCUCCUGUGGGCUGCUCUGUGGGUUUGUUUCUCAGAGCAGCAGAUGAGCCACGGUGAGCUGGGAGCAUCCCUGUGCACACAGGCGCAUCCUCAGCGCGCGAGAGCCAGGACAGGGAGCACCUGAUCCCAUCACACUGGGCUGGGCCAGCUGGCCUGGGGGGUCCCAGCAGAGGAAAAAGCAGAGGCACAGCAAAUGCAGGCAGGACAGAAGGGCAGUGAAGCGUGU